GCGGCGCCGGCGACGAAGAAGCCGUGUGGCCCGAGGUCGCGGUGGCCCUAGUGGUGGUGGGCCCCGGGGGGCUCGCCUCAGCCUGCCCCGUCUCCGAUGCAUCCGCGGCGCCCGGACGGAUUCGAUGGCUUGGGCUAUCGAGGCGGUGCCCGGGAUGAGCAGGGCUUUGGCGGCGCCUUCCCUGCCAGGUCCUUCAGCUCCGGGUCGGACCUGAGCCACUGGGUGACCACUCCCCCAGACAUCCCCGGUAGCCGCAACCUGCACUGGGGAGAGAAGAGCCCGCCCUACGGCGCGCCCGCCCCCUCCACCCCGCUCGAGGGCCCCGCGGAGGAACCGUUUCCCGGCGGCAGCAGCAGCGGCGGCGGCGUGCAGGGGCAGAGCAGCGAGCAGUUGAAUAGAUUUGCUGGAUUUGGUAUUGGCCUUGCAAGUCUCUUUACAGAAAAUGUACUGGCCCAUCCUUGCAUUGUCCUGCGCCGCCAAUGUCAGGUUAAUUAUCAUGCUCGGCAUUACCAUCUCACUCCAUUUACAGUCAUCAAUAUUAUGUACAGCUUCAACAAAACUCAGGGACCAAGGGCCCUUUGGAAAGGAAUGGGCAGCACGUUUAUCGUCCAGGGAGUCACGCUUGGAGCAGAGGGAAUAAUCAGUGAAUUCACACCUUUACCAAGAGAGAUUUCACAUAAAUGGAAUCCUAAACAAAUAGGAGAACACCUUCUACUGAAAUCCCUCACUUACAUGGUGGCAAUGCCUUUUUACUCAGCAAGUCUGAUUGAAACAGUACAGAGUGAGAUAAUACGAGAUAACACUGGAAUCUUGGAAUGUGUUAAAGAAGGAAUUGGAAGAGUGAUGGGCCUAGGGGUGCCUCAUAGCAAACGACUGCUUCCGCUUCUUUCCUUGAUCUUCCCCACUGUGCUGCAUGGGGUUCUGCAUUACAUCAUCAGCUCAGCCAUUCAGAAGUUUGUCCUGCUAAUUCUAAAGAGAAAGACGUAUAGUAGCCAUCUAGCUGAGAGCACUAGUCCGGUGCAGAGUAUGUUGGAUGCUUAUUUUCCAGAACUUAUUGCUAACUUUGCUGCCAGUCUUUGCUCUGAUGUUAUACUUUACCCAUUGGAAACAGUUUUGCACCGCCUUCACAUUCAAGGAACACGCACAAUCAUUGACAAUACAGACCUUGGCUAUGAAGUGCUUCCAAUUAAUACACAGUACGAGGGUAUGAGAGACUGUAUCAAUACUAUAAGGCAGGAGGAAGGAAUGCUUGGUUUUUAUAAAGGGUUUGGUGCUGUUAUAAUACAGUACACACUGCAUGCAGCUGUUUUACAGAUUACCAAAAUUAUUUACUCUACCCUUCUUCAAAAUAGUGUGUGAGACUAACUCAGUUCCUGGUUAGUCUAAAAGACAUAAUCUGGGUACUUUGUUAUGAAAUUAUGUGGGAUAAAAGUGAAAUACUGGGGGAAAGUGGAUUAGAAAGUGAAACUGGUAAAAAAAAGCCCAUGCUGAUUAUAUUGACCCUUCUUUUUUUAAAAGGUAUAGGUAUAUAUUUUGGAUGAAAAAUAUCCCAAAUUUGAAAACUCAAUGAAAGUAACACUCGUGAAUUGAAUUCUAGCUAAUGUAGCACUCAUGCUAAACUAAAAAGACCCUGGGCAGAAGCAAAAAUUUGUCAGCAAAUGUAAAACAAUAUUUCACAGAGCUAAGUUUAUUCCAUCUGACUUCAAUAUUUAUUAGAAAUUUAUUUCACCUUCUAGAUUGAUAUUGGUAUGACAUCCUUAAUCUAGUGUAUAGUAUCAGGAUGGUUUACCUUUAAACAAAUAAACUGUGUCAUCCGUGGUAAAGAUGAGAAGGAUUAGAUUUGGCAGUGUGUAAGCAGGACUUGAAGAGUUUUAAAUUGCAUUGUCCCUGUACAACUUUUUAAUGGCUGAAUAUUUAUUAUAUAAAGCCAUUUAUGUGCACACAUAUAACUCGGAAUUUCCUUCAUCUCUAUAAAGUUUCCACUCUUAGAUCAGCUUAUUUCAUAAAAUGAAUACUUACUGCUUGAAUAUCAGAAGAAAACAUUAAAAGACAAGGUACCCAAAAGAUGUAAGGCAAACAACCUACUUGUCCAUAUCCAAACCCAGCGUUUCGAUGCCAGCAACUGAAACAUCCAUCAUAUGUUUAUAAAGUUUGAUUUGCUUACUUAGAUAUGUGAAUCAUCAGUCUGGUUUUAGACCACUCCUAAGAUAGAAUAGAAAAUAAUCAUGACAACUAUUACUGUUUGCACAUUUAUGGAUUGUGUACUGAAAGAAAUGUUUCUUGCCUUAUAUUUCUGAAUGAUUUGUCUUAGAGGAGUGACAAUUAAAAUUUACAUGGGAAUUUGUGCCUCUUGCCUUUUGUAUAGUCAUCAUUAAAUAAUGGCUUCAGUUUUUAUUUUAUUCUAGUUUUUGUUUGUAGUUUCAUUCUCCAAACCAGAUCUACAUAAAGGGAAAAGCAAGUUUAUCCUUAUCACCUUUUAUUUAAACUUGUUUGGAUGAAUAACAAAGGAAAAAUAAAAACUUUAAAGGAAGUUUGUCCUUGCUUUUUACGAAUGAGGAAAAGAAGUAAAUCUCAAAAAAUAAUAAGCAAAAACGUUGUUAUCAGUUUGUUAAAAAAAAAAAAAUUCUUCCUGUUAAAUUGAAGUUGGUGGGUGAGGUUCUUGUAUAAUAAAAUAAUAAGCAUUUGACUGACCCAAACUUAAACAUUUUAAAGUUUCAUUUCCUCACAUGAAUGAUCACAGUCAGUUUUACUACAAACUGUUUAGCACACAAACGCAGUGACUGCACUGGUGUUGUCCAAUCUAGAAGGUAUACAGACUGAGACUUACUUGCUAAGUGUCAGCAAAAUAGUUACUUUUUGUGAUUAAUAGUUUUAGAACCAAAAAAUGAUAUCCCCAAAGUGCCAAACAGUAUGUAAGUAGAAAUUUUCUCUACAAUCUUAUGUGGUAGGUGUGUAUGUUGUUGUUUUUUUUUAAACUAAAACACAUAAGUUUUCCCUUUUUAAAUUCCACCAAGAGGGGAAAAUAAAACACCACUGAUCACGUGUUGUACUUUGCAGUUAAUGUUUUGGGUUAUGGUUUACUUUGCCCUACCUAUGACACCUAAAUUGUUUCCAAUGCUUUGAACUGCUAAAUAAAUGUUUAGAUGUUUAUAAACUGUCCAACUUCCAAUCAUUUUUAUUGUAAUCAAGAUGUUUCAAAUAAGAGUAAACUUUAGAAAAUACCAAGUUUCAGAAAAUUUCUACAAGAACAGAAUCUGAAUGGAAUCAAGUAUUAACUAGUGAAAAUCCAUGCGAUCCUUUAUCUAGUUAAAAAUCAAAUAUUUCAAGAUUAUUUGAUGGAAGUAUAAAGAUUCAGUUAUAUAAAACUGUCUCAUAGAAUCAUUAUAAGACUGAUAGACUGAACUUGUGUGUACACAAGUAAGGUUGAUCUUCUCUUUGGAGAAAGAAUGCAAAUUAAGAUUGGAAUGUGGCAAGUAAAAUACUAAUUGUUCUUACUGCCAUUCCAAAUUAGUUGCAAUAUAAAAAUUCUUAAAAUUCAAGAACUUAAAUGCUGUCCAAAUAUGCUUAAAUGAAAUUAGAAAGGAAUAUGUGAAAUACACAUUAGGCACACUCUUUCCCUUUUAAAAUUUGCUCUCUUUCUUUAGCAUAUAGGUACCAAAGUCAAAUAUCCAUUGGCUACAUCUUUUUUAAGAUGACAGUAGCUCAGAAUAUUUUAAAAUUCAGUAUGGUUAAUAGUAUUAUGACUAAGAUCCUAUUAAAAUGUUCCAGAGGCCCAGCGGUCCUCUUACAUAAGCCAGGGUUUGGCCAUGGAGCUCAGAUAUGAUAUGCUUGCUUUACUCUGUAGGAUUUCUUAAUCAGAGUCAAAUAGUGUGAAAGUGAUUGAGUUAAAAACUGAAAAAUCUGAUAAAUACUGAGUAUGUUAUGUGAAUUUAUGAAUUGAUUUAGUACAUUUGCAUGUAAAUUUCUUUCCCUUGAGCUACCUUUCUCUAUUUUAUGCACCCUUGAAAAAUAAUCCCUAGGUUUAUAAAAUUUAUUGAAGCUUCCAAACUCCCAUCACUAGACGUUAUAAAUAUGAAAUAGUAAAAAAACAAUCUGAUUUCAAAAUGGCUGUGGUUUGGGAGGUUUGGUAAUUCAGCCAGUAUUUUCAGAAGCAAAACUGGAGAGAGAAGUCUCACUUUUGCAAACAUGCCUGACUACUCACAGCUGUCUUUUCAGCACUGGCUUUGUUACAACUGAACCAAGCAUUCACCUUACUGACUUGGCAUGAAUGCUUCAAUAUUUCUGUGUAUUCAUACAUCUGCUUAGAAAAUAAAAUACAGUGCUUUGCUAUUUGUUUUUUUCUACUGAGAUUGUGGAGGGUAUUUGCCUUCAGUUUGCUUACUAGAUCUUUUGGAACAUGAGAGACUAUUUGCCAGCUCUUGAAAAGAUAUUCAGGGUUGAAUUAAUUACUUUCAAUAACAUGUAAGCAAAUAAAUCCCCUUGGUAGCAACCACACUGCAAUAGAAUUUGAGUGAUAUUUUGGCAUAUCUGCUUUCUCUUCUCUUUAAAGUAGCUGCGCAUUUCUCUUGCUCUCUCUAAUAUAAACUGGAUGUAUACUGUCUUUCAAGUCAUUGAGUAUCACUAAUAUGAUACCAAGUUGUAUAGCAGAGUAACAAAAACUUGUGAUUUAACAAUGAAUCUUACACAGUAUUACCUCAGCUAGACAAGGUGUGUGUGUGUGUGUGUGUGUGUGUGUGUGUUUAAGUUGUUUUUGUCUAGUAUUUUAAAUGUUUUCAGUAAAUUGUGUAAUAUGAAAAGGUUCAAUAAAAUGUUGAAAUAAAAA
Messenger RNA from Panthera uncia (snow leopard), 4822 nucleotides. It is a transcript of the gene SLC25A46, whose product is annotated as solute carrier family 25 member 46. The transcript has 8 exons. The record is from RefSeq and is a predicted model, not a curated record. Lineage: Eukaryota; Metazoa; Chordata; Mammalia; Carnivora; Felidae. Gene Ontology annotation, cellular component: mitochondrial outer membrane. Gene Ontology annotation, biological process: axon development; mitochondrial membrane fission; mitochondrial fission. Bases 97 to 1359 code for a protein of 420 amino acids.